Messenger RNA from Suillus subaureus, 417 nucleotides. RefSeq lists its product as uncharacterized. The record is from RefSeq and is a predicted model, not a curated record. Lineage: Eukaryota; Fungi; Basidiomycota; Agaricomycetes; Boletales; Suillaceae. The transcript is spliced from 2 exons. Bases 134 to 352 code for a protein of 72 amino acids.
GGGUGGGUCAUGGUGAACUUUCUAUGUGUGUUCCCAACUCACACCAAUCCCCAAUCCCAGACAACCUGCAGGCAAUGAAUAUAGUACCACAGAUGUCAAAUUCGCCAAUCCCAGUCAAUCAGUCAAUGGACAUAUGCAUCAGAAAAUUAGAGGUGACUUUUGGCUUUGGUGGUGUUCUUUCUUUCAACUAAUUUUCUUGAAGUUGGAACUCCAGCAUUUGCGUGCCAUUAAAGCCACUGGCUCAUCCUCAUGUGGAGACCAGAAGCCCUCACAUGUUAAGUUGGAACCCUCACACGUUAAGUUGGAACAUGUGGUCAUCAAUUCUGAGGUAAUGGAAAGGCUAUCACAGUAGACAGCCAACACUUGGAACAGUCAACACAGAUAACAUGGAAGAGCAUAUGGGAUUCGGCAGUGGUG